Messenger RNA from Telopea speciosissima, 1991 nucleotides. Its product is annotated as tRNA pseudouridine synthase Pus10. NCBI's taxonomy places the organism in Eukaryota, Viridiplantae, Streptophyta, Magnoliopsida, Proteales, Proteaceae. Gene Ontology annotation, molecular function: RNA binding; pseudouridine synthase activity. The record is from RefSeq and is a predicted model, not a curated record. Gene Ontology annotation, biological process: tRNA pseudouridine synthesis. The transcript has 15 exons. The coding region runs from base 157 to 1875 and encodes 572 amino acids.
UUGAGACAUCAAAGUUAAGUAUCGCGAAGCACGCGGGAGAUGGGGCCGUUGCCCGCUGGUGUAGUUUUGUAGCAGACUUGAGGAGUUGGACGCUUUAGCUUUGGGACUCGAGACUUGAGAGCGUGGUAGAGUUCUCUCGUUGAGUUGAGAAUUGAGAUGUCGAGCUAUACAGAGGUUUCGCAGGUUAAUGCCGACGAGGAGGCGCACUUCGUCGCUGCUUCCGAGGUAGCCCAAGUCGACACCAACAACAAGGAGGCGGCCCAGAGUAUCGGCGAAGCUAUCCCUUCUUUGCCCCCGCACGUGGUGAAGGAUUUGUUGUCAAUCGGGGUAUGUGUGAGAUGUAUCUUUCGAUUUUUUGGGGUUCGUGGCUGUGCUUAUUCAUGCUUGUCACUCUUACCAUCAGACUUGCAUCAUUCAUCUGUUGAAGAAUCAAAAGAUUCCCAUGAUUGUUCGGUUGGCUUCUGCUUCAAAGCAAGUGAAAAUUUGAACUGUGUACUCGCUUUUCAAGAAUCAGAAGAUGAGCCAGUAUUUUGCAGCAUUUGUUUGGGCAUACUGCAAUUUGCUUAUAGUAAGGAGAAAGAAAUGUUGGUUAAAAAAGAUUCUGCAAGUGAAUUCGCAGUAUCAAUUGCUGAACUAGUGAAACAAGAGGGCCAUCAGAUUGAGAGCUUUUCUCUUGAAGUCUCUGUACCACCAAUUAUCUUGGCAAAUGAGCGUGCAAUUUGGUUAUAUAUGAAAACAAAGUAUGGAUCAGAAUCCUGGUUCCAAGAAAAAUUGCUUACAGAACACACUUCUGUGAAGGAUGCAUUGAAAUUGUCAAUCAUGGAUUCACUUGGAUCCUUUUUGGCUAUAAAUAAUGGUGUCAGCUCUUUACGUAUUCGUCUGACGUACACUCAUGCUAAAGCAUCAUUAAAUCUUCAGAAUAUUCUAGAAAGGGAUCAGGGUUGCAAGAGAAGGAAAACAGGCUCAGAAGACAACUUGGUUGCACCUGGCUCAGAGUUUUCUGAACAGUCUGCCCGUGAAGCGGAUGCAGUCUUUCGCAGGUCUCUCGAUGGGUUGCCUGAUCAUUUAUUUUGUGAACGCUUCACAUUGCCACCAGAGAGGGUCAACCAACCAUGUCACUUGGCAUUUCAGUGCUACAGGACACCUAUCUACAUUGGUGGGAGGUACUUGAAGUAUUCUAGAAAUGUGAGUCAAACACGGUGGAUUAUUGAUGAUGAAAGAAUGGGACAAGCAUCUGUUGAGGAGAUAAUUGGAAGCAACAUGCUUCCUAUAUUACGAGGUGAUGACUACAAGUUCCAUGCAGCCGGUAGAGAGGAUAUUGAUGUACGAAUGUUGGGUUCAGGUCGGCCUUUCCUGAUUGAAGUACAAAAUGCACGUGAUGUUCCAUCUUGUGUGGCUGUCAAACAAAUGGAACAGAAAAUAAACAACUUGGAAGACAGAUUAGUUGCAGUGAAAAACCUCAAGGUUGUUGGGAAUCAAGGGUGGACAUUGAUGCGGGAAGGAGAGGCAGAAAAGCAGAAACAAUAUGCAGCGCUUGUGUGGAUUUCUCGCCCACUUGAGGAAGAGGACCUACUGACUAUAUCUUCAUUUAAGGAUAUGCGUAUUUUGCAGAGAACCCCAAUUAGGGUACUUCAUCGUCGAAGCCCAUUAGAACGUGAAAAGAUUAUACAUUGGAUGAAAGUUGAGAAGAUAACUGGAAGCUCUCAGUAUUUUCUAUUGUAUUUAUGUACUCAGGCUGGAACGUAUAUCAAGGAAUUUGUUCAUGGAGAUUUUGGACGGACCAACCCCAGUAUUGGUUCAAUCUUAGGCUGCAGAGCAGAGAUAUUACAGCUUGAUGUUACUGAUGUGAAGAUGGACUGUUUUUUAACCGAGUGACACUGUCAAAAAAUAGUUUUGGCUUUAAAUCAAAGGUUAGUUGUACUUUCUGCUUGUUUUGUGUAAGAACCACAUUUCUAUACACACUUUACUUAUGUAAAGCCUUCUAACACCAU